Molecule: messenger RNA, 2944 nt
Organism: Lytechinus pictus (painted urchin)
Lineage: Eukaryota; Metazoa; Echinodermata; Echinoidea; Temnopleuroida; Toxopneustidae
Product: leucine-rich repeat-containing protein 74A-like
Exons: 13
Coding region: 535-2403 (622 amino acids)
Molecular function (GO): calcium ion binding; protein binding
Source: RefSeq, a predicted model, not a curated record
AGAAACAAACAAACUUGGCUUUAACUGACGAAGUUAUUGAGAUAUUCAUGAGGCCAGACCUUUCAGUUUGUGCAAUACGCGGAUGCUGAUAUUCUUUGAGCCGCCGAGUUACGAUGAAUUAGAACGAAAUUUCUUCAUUUCAAAUUUCAACGUAUCCACAACAACGGCUUAAAUCGGGAAACUUUACGUCUAUAUUAUCAUGUUAAUAAAGACAAGUUUGAUUGCAAGGAUAGUUUUGCUCAUCCAGUGAUUAAGUUGUUACGAUGACCCCUGUACCAAUAUUUGGAGUUGUGGAAUAUUUAUCACGAUUUUGCCAGCUUUGAUCGUCUGCUUUAUACACCGUCCAGAAGUGACCGUCUAGUGAUAAUAAGACUGACAACAUUUCUGCAUGAGCAAGCCCUUCUGAAUGGUGACGACAUCGACAACGGCCACCACAGCGUCAAUGACGACCGACCCGUGACGGUCGGCGAGCAGGUGCGACAGGACAGCGACUCGGCCGGUGGGGCCCCCGUCCUCGCCACCGCCCAUCUCACCAUGGACCAGAGGCCGUCGAAGGACUUCGGCGGGGGCGGGGACGAGUCGGGGGUGGGGUCGAUAACCGAUGGUUCCUCGGUGGCGAGCAAGAGGGGGAAUAAGAUGGGGAGGGAUGACGAUUCGGACCAAAGCGAUAGCGGGUGGGAUACAGACUUGGAAGUAGAUGAAACAGAAAAGAUAGAGGCGUAUGACCCGACUGGCCGUAAAACCUACAAAAAGGCUUGCCUUGAUAUCGGUGUUGUGCCCGCUUCACAUUUCUUGCGUCACAUGACCACGAGUCGAGUCUCGAUGAAGCACCAUGGGGUUGGACCUCAAGGCGCCAAGGCCAUUGCAGUAGCCCUUGUGGCGAAUACAACGGUUUUAACCUUGGACUUGGAGGAUAAUUGGAUUGAGGGGGAAGGUGGCGUGUAUGUUGCUGAUAUGCUCAAAGAAAAUUGCUAUAUAAGUGACCUUAAUCUUGCCGAGAAUAAAAUAGGAUCAAAAGGAGCCAAGGCAAUGGGAGAGAUGUUAUUAGACAACACAAACUUGAGAAGAGUCAACCUAUCUGGUAAUGACUUCAAAGACAAAGAUGCAAAUGAAUUCACCGAUGCAUUUAGGACAAACUACAGGAUAAAAGAGCUCAUCCUAAGUCACAAUGAGUUUGGUGAGGUAGGAGGGGAGAUCCUUGGACAUGGAAUAGGUGCAACUGAAUCUAUAGAACAUUUGAACCUCAGCUGGAACCACCUGAGAAGGAAAGGGGCAAUAGCCAUCUGCAGAGGAUUGGCGGAAAACCUUAGUAUUAAGAGAUUGAACCUCUCCUGGAACGGCUUCGGCAAUGAGGGUGCGCUGGCCAUGGCAGAGGCUCUCAAGUUCAACAGCACGCUGCAAUGGUUGGACCUGAGUAACAACAGGAUCACCAACGAGGGCGCCUUCAUGCUGUCCAAGGGCGUAGAGAUCAACGACAGUAUCAAGGUCUUGAAGCUUGGUCAAAACCCCAUUACAGCAGCUGGAGCUAUGGCAAUUCUCAUUGCAGUGAAGAACAAUUCAAACACUGUACUAGAACUACUAGACUUUGCAGAUAUCACAGUGAACAAAGACUGCGUGAAACUGUUGACCGAACUGAAGGAGAUUCGUCCAGAGUUCCUGGUCACCUACAAGUCAUCCUUUGGCCAGUUUGAGAAGCCUCCCGAGAAGGAGCCAGAUCCCAUAAAGAUGCUCAAAGACUUCAUCUCGGCAAAUAACCUGAGAGUAUGGGACCUCUUCAAGGCUUACGACAAGGACAAGAGCUUGACAGUCACCCGAGAGGAGUUCAAGAAAGGACUAGUGAGCUCGGGUUUACAGAUGAAACCGCAUCUAUUGAACAGACUGGUAGAAACAUUAGACAAGGAUGGGGAUGGAGAGAUUGAUUAUGGAGAGCUUAAGAUUGGCCAUGCUGAGAUGAUACAAGCCGAACGCGAGGAGCGCAAGCGACAGAUGGAACGGGUGCAGCAGAACAGGCGGAACCCACUCUACAAGCCGGUCGCCGAACAGUUCCAGGACCUGAAGCCCAAGGUGGUCCGCGAUGCGCUGUCGCCGGAUCGUCUCCAGAAGCUGCGCACCACCAUCAAACCAGACACAACUCAGUGGGACUCGCGAGGGAGGAAGGCCGAUACUGUCAGUGCGGGUAUAAGGUCUCUGGAUGCAACGGUCAACUUCACCAGCGAACUUGAUGAAAAGUAUGUUCACGAGGAACAGUGGUUGAGCAAGACCCUGGAGCAAGCACCUAGGACACCUAGCCCUGGUGGGUCAAGGGCCAAGACCCCAAGGGCCAAGAGUCCUAGGGCCAAGAGUCCUGGGUCUAAAUCCCCAACCAAAUCACCAAAGACAAAUGCCCUGAAUGCAACGCUGUGAUGAAUGCUACAUGAACAAACUUGAAAUACUGUCCUUGAAAGGCAGUGUAGAAUUUAAUGCUAUGGUCACAUUGGCGAAACCAACUCCAGGGGCCCGUAACACAAAACUUAGCAAUGAUCGUAGAACAUUUUUCUAUGAUUGAUUGCAUUCAAUCGUGAAAAUCAAGCGUACGAUCAAUCACUAACCUUUGUGUUACUGGACCCAGGUCAAUCAUACAACACUUUAUCAAAUGGCAUACCAUUGGUUGGUUUGGAAUCAGUUUCGUUGCUGUAACUAACGCAUAAGUAUGAUGUUUCUAUGCAAAAAUGAUGCAUUCAUUUGUAUUAUCAAUUUGUUCAAAAACGGUAAUUAUUCAUACAUAUGUAGGCCUUAUUUUAUAAUUAUCUGAGGAUUGCCUUAAACAGUCUGACAAUGCAUUUGGUUAUUCUUUCAAUAUUCCGUCCACCCCUAACCCAGAGAGGUAACCAUAGGCUGCCACAGGUAACAAAUUCUGACAUGGGUACAUGUACCUAUGAGGUUGGGGUACCAAAAAACACCCAAA